Molecule: messenger RNA, 3958 nt
Organism: Nerophis ophidion (straightnose pipefish)
Lineage: Eukaryota; Metazoa; Chordata; Actinopteri; Syngnathiformes; Syngnathidae
Product: CD48 antigen-like
Exons: 7
Coding region: 184-1140 (318 amino acids)
Source: RefSeq, a predicted model, not a curated record
UAAUGUAAUUUAAAUUAUUAUUUCAGUAUGAAUGAAUGUUGUUUAUUUCCUCUUCUAUCGGACUUUUGCUGAUGAGGUAUCACUCCGCCAGAAAAGUAGAGACCUGUUUAUGUGUUUCGUGUUUCCAAAACAGUUUCUGCACAAGAUGUGAAAUAUUUCCUGAAGGGUCAGGACAUACACUUCAUGCCAUCCAUCUCUGAACGACCUAUUGCAUCUAUCUGGCUACAUAAUGAAAAUGAUGUGGUAUGGUUUACUGGCACGGAGGACUAUGUGCCUUCUUCAUACAAGAACAGAAUCACUCUGGACCGGGUCUCUGCAGAACUCACCAUCAAAAACGCCACAUAUGAAGACAGUGGAGACUAUCACCUAGAAAUGAACAUAAACAACGAACCUCGUACUUUGCUGUAUAGAAUUGAAGUUAUAGACAAAGUAUCCAAACCCAACAUAUCCUGUGAGAUGAGCGACACAAAGCAGGCGACACUUGUGUGCUCAACAGAGUCCAAACAUCCUCAUUUAUUAAAGUUGAAGUGGAGCUCACCAGGAAAGGAGCAGACUGGACCAAAUUUAACAAUAACUGUCAGGAAUGAAGAUGAUGAUCAAGUUUAUCGUUGUGAUGUCAGCAACCCUCUGACCAAUGAAACGGCUUCAUUCACCGCUAAGGACUGCUUCCUGGGUAAAAGAUCAGAUGGUCAACUGAUUAUCAUAUUAGUCUGUACCUUCAUUCUGGUCAUCAUCUGGUGUUGUGUUUUAUACAUAGAACGUCAAAAUUUAAAAGCACUUUUGGAUAAAUAUAUUUGGAACAGAAGACCAAGUGCAAAAAAAGAUGAUUCAGUGUCCAAACAGCAUAAUGAAAGCACAUCCACACUUCUUUCCAAAGAGAAAUUGAAUAAACAGCAGAAACCAGAAGAAAAGCUUGACUCAGACAUCAACACUACCACUCUACUUGAGGAAAGCAGAAAGUCUCAGCAAGUUUAUGGAGGAGAAAAUGUGAAACAUGAAGAUGACUUACCGAGUCAAGCAACACCCAUCAACUGGCGACGAGGAGAAGUUAUCAGAACAAGCAACACAGGCAGUAUAAAUCAGGUCAUAAUGAGAAAAGUCCCAUCCUCCGCUUCUCUAAAAGAGGAAAACAUUCAUUAAUAAUGAAUUAGGACUCCUGAUUCAACACCACAAACCCCUUUAAUACAUACCUUACAGUAAUUGCAACCAGGCCUAACCAUGUGUCAUUAUUGAACAUUUACAGAUGAUUAUUGAUUAAGGGAGCAAUAAAGAUGAUGACAUUACUGUACAUGGUGUCCCAUACAUUUCCAUACAUAGGAAAAAAAUACAUUUUAUAUAUAUAUAUAUAUAUAUAUAUAUAUAUAUAUAUAUAUAUAUAUAUAUAUAUAUAUAUAUAUAUAUAUAUAUAUAUAUGUAAAGUUUUCUGUUAAAUGAGUUUGCAAUCAUGCAACUGCUUCCUGAGCUGGCCAUAAGGAUUAUUUAAAAGUGUUGGUCUUUAUUCAAAUGCAUCUUCUAGCAUAAUUGUUUUUGAUUAUUGUAUUUUUUUUUACAUAUUGAUCAAUAACUUACUUAGAGAUUUGUAAGUCAAAAUGACCAGCAGAUAUUCAAUUAAUUAUUUUUGACAAAAAAAAAACAAACAGACAAUAUUAAAGUGUAAAACAUAUGCAAAAUUGAAAGAAUAAAUACAUUUUUGCCAUGAAGUGUUUUUUUAAUUUCCAACCUUUUGCAGGCCACUUUGAAAUGAAGUGGCGGGCCAAGUUAAAAUGAAGUGACUAAAAUUAGAAUGAUAUGGUGGGCCGAAAAAAAAUGAUGUGGCGGGCCAGAUUUGGCCCACGGGCCUUGAGUUUGACACCUAUUUUCUCGGAUAUAAGAAGUAUAAAAGAGAACAAUGUUAAAUGUUUGGAAGCUUAUGGUACAACAUUUAUAAUGAUACAAUCAUGUUAUGAAGCUCUUGAACCGUCUGUGAUCAAACAGUGAGUUUAGUUUUAUAUGCACUUUGGAUUUGCACUCUAAGGAUGUAGGAGGAAACUGGAGUGAUGAAUUGCAGUCUAUAAUGUUGUCAUGGUAACCACUUGGAAAUCGUGCAGACCUGACACCUACCACAUGUGAUGUAAAUAACGUUAUUAAGUAUUUGCCGUUUACAAACUGUGUCAGAUACUUUGUACUGGAAUUUUGUCUUAUCGAUGUUUUUAAAACAAAAUGUGAGUUGUGGAUACUAACAUUUUCUUAAAUAAGUUAUCAAAACAGAGGCUACAAAAGUUAAAAAAAAAAAAAAAAUAGAUUAGCUCUCUGCCAUUGUUUUGUUGUUGUUGGAGACACCUUCUUUAGACUAUGGAUUUCUGCAGGUCUCAGUAUUGAUUGGCAGUAGCGAGCUACAAGUAGCGAUGCUAAUUAGCUUAGGAAAAAUUUGCUACAUUUCCCAGUAGCGUGGGAAAUGUUAAACGAUUGUCCCAAAAUAUUUCUCCAGUGAAUAAUUCUUGUAUGAUGACAAAACACAUUAUUGCUUUCUUUUUUCAUUUUUUUUCUUUUUUAGAAAAAAAGCUACCUUUGAACAAUGUGUUUGACUUUAUUGCAAUAAAAUUGCAUAGUUUGUCUUGUUAAGUUUUUUCUCAGAAUAUUCCCCCAAAAAUCUACUAUCAAAAUAUUUUCUAAAAAUACUGCAACUUUUUUUGUAAAAAAUAUGACUUUUUCACAAUAUAUUUAACUUUUAUCAUGUAAAAUAGCAUAUAUUUUUAUUCUUUUUAAAAGUAAACUUUUUUCUUAAAACAUUUUUUUCUUACAAUAUUUUUUACACAACUCUUGUGAAACAAAUUUUUUGGACAAUAUGGCAUUUAAAAAAAAAAUCGAAAUAAAAAAAAAAUAAUAUAUAUAUAUAUAUACUCUCACAAGAUAUUUGAUUUUUAAUCCUGUAAAAUGGCAUAUUUUGCUUUUGUAAAAUGUUAACUUUUUUAGUCAACAUAAUUCGACAUAUUUCUUGUACAACUUUUUCUUCACAAUGUUACGACCCCCCCCCCCCCAAACCCCCCAAUUUUUUUUUAAAAUAGUUUAAAAUAGUUUUAAAAAGUAUUCUUUUUUAGGAAAAAUUUGCAACAUUGUGAAGAAAAAGUUGUACAAAAAAUAUGUCGAAAUAUGUUGCCGAAAAAAGUUAACAUUUUACGAAAAAAAUAUAUAUACCAUUUCACAGGAUUAAAAAUCAAAUGUAUUAUGAGUGCACAUUUUUUUUUUAAAAUGCAAUAUUUAAAAAAAAAAAAAGUUUUCCUUUAGCCAGGUUAUUGUCACUUUGCCAUUGUUGUGUUAAAACAGUCGUUGUAUAUAUAAGUUAUAGUACAUAUUUUAGUCUUUGUUUGAUAUUAAUACAAUAUUUUUUUAACUGCCUUUAUUUUUAUUUGUGUCCAGUCAGUGUCCUCCCCCUCGUGUUGUACAUUAUACCGCAACUAUGUAUGUAUGUAUAUAUGUAUGUAUGUAUGUAUGUAUGUAUGUAUGUAUGUAUGUAUGUAUGUAUGUAUGUAUGUAUGUAUGUAUGUAUGUAUGUAUGUAUGUAUGUAUGUAUGUAUAAAUCGGACAAGAUUAUUUGCUGUCUGCCUUUAAUCACCGAUUAGUGAUUAGCUAAUAGCAUGUGUGAUUUCACUGCACUGAGCAAAGUUUGGAGGUCUUUUUUGCAAAUCCUAAAAUACAUUAUAAAGACCAUGUCCAUCAAAAACUAAAUUAAGAAAAAUUGCAAUAUGAUUUGGUUUUAUUCAUUUUAUUUUAUUGUGUUAUCCCUUGCUUGUGUUCAUGCUCCAUUUGUUUAUUUCAUUAUAUUAAAGUUAUUUCAAUGUCUUGAUUACUGGUUCAAUAUUAUUGAUGAAAAAUAUUUCCUAUACACAUAUUUUGUAUAUAUUUUGACAUGUUCUGUUGUAUGUUCUGAUUGUUUUAAUGUUGUGUAUAAUAUUGCUGAAAUAAAUUUAGAGAAAAGAGA